UUCACAAUACGAAAGUUUCUGGUGAUAUUUUCUCAUGAAAAUAGUGAACGAUUGGAGUCUUUGUGGGCCAAAGUGUGGCCGUGAGGAGGAAUGAAUGCCUCUUUCAAAUGUCAAUAAACCGCUUCUGCAGGAGCAGCAGAAAAAAGAAGGAAGUUCUCAUCACAAAAAACGCCGUCUAAGUGGGUCUCCCAGCACGAGCCCUGGCUCAAAUUUUCACAGUGAAAACAGUAAAAGACUCAAGGUUGACACAAUGACAGAUCCCCAUAGAAGGGCUAAUUUCUCGGCCCUUACUGGCCCUAGCAAUGGACUGAAUAGGAAUCUGUCCCCUCUUAACAAUAAGCCCACUCCAGCAAAAAAGCUUGUGAUAAAAAAUUUCAAAGAAAAGCCGAAAUUGCCUGACAACUAUGGUGAAGAAGCUUGGGCAAAGUUAAAGGAAACAGUGGAAGCCAUCCACAAUAGGGUGUCGAUAAAGUCGAGUUUAGAGGAGCUGUAUCAGGCUGUUGAGAAUAUGUGUUCACAUAAAAUGUCCGCCAAUCUCUACGACCAGUUGAAGGUCGUCUGUGAGAAACAUGUCAAGUCAAAUACGCACCAGUUUCUUGGUGAGACGGUCGACCAUGAGCAGUAUCUGAAGCUGCUAGCCACAUAUUGGAAAGAUCACUGUCGUCAAAUGUUGAUGAUUCGAAGUAUAUUCCUUGUCCUGGACCGGACAUAUGUUCUGCAGAACUCCUCCAUUGCAUCCCUCUGGGACAUGAGUUUAGAUUUGUUCCGAAUCCACAUCAUCAGUAACAAGGUGGUGCAGACGCGGGCUGUGGACGGCAUGCUGGUCCUGAUCGAGAGAGAGCGCAAUGGUGACAUGGUCGACAGACAAUUGCUGAAGAGUCUACUACGAAUGUUGUCAGAUUUGCAGAUCUACCAAGAAGCAUUUGAACAGAAGUUUCUGUUGGCCACAGACCGUCUUUAUGCCGCUGAGGGCCAGAGGCUUAUGCAAGAGAGAGAUGUGCCAGAAUACCUUGCACAUGUUGAUAAAAGAUUGAAUGAAGAGUCUGAGAGGUUGCUACACUACCUAGACCAGACUACCAAGAAACCCCUUAUAUCAUGUGUUGAGAAACAGUUACUGGAGCAACAUCUCUCAGCGUUGUUACAAAAAGGUCUCGAUCAACUCCUGGAUGAAAAUCGGAUAGAGGAUCUUUGCCUAAUGUAUCAGCUGUUCUCGCGUGUGAAAGAUGGUCUCAAAGAAUUGUGCACAGCAUUUGCUCAAUUCAUCAAGAAAACUGGUCGAAUGAUUGUGAUAAACCUUGAAAACAAUGUAGACAAGGACAGAGAUAUGGUGCAGUUGUUAUUAGAUUUCAAAGACAAAAUCGACAACAUUAUAUGCACGUGUUUUGCCAAGAACGACAAGUUUAAAAAUGCGGUGAAAGAGGCAUUUGAGCACUUCAUAAAUCAACGCCAGAAUAAACCUGCUGAGCUCAUCGCAAAAUAUGUCGAUUCCAAGUUACGGGCUGGCAAUAAGGAGGCAACCGAGGAAGAACUAGAAAAAUUAUUGGACAAAAUUAUGGUCUUGUUUAGAUUUAUACACGGUAAGGAUGUGUUCGAGGCGUUCUACAAGAAAGAUCUUGCCAAGCGGCUGCUGGUGGGGAAGAGUGCCUCGGUCGAUGCUGAAAAAUCUAUGCUGUCCAAGCUUAAGCAGGAAUGUGGUGGAGGCUUCACGAGUAAACUGGAAGGAAUGUUCAAGGACAUGGAGUUAUCAAAAGACAUUAUGCUUGCCUUCAAACAGUAUAUGAACAACCUACACGCGCCGGGUAGCAUCGAUCUGACAGUGAAUAUUCUCACGAUGGGAUACUGGCCAACGUACGUCCCCAUGGAGACUCACCUUCCGCAAGAAAUGGUGCAAUUCCAGGAAAUAUUUAAGAAAUUCUACCUUGGCAAACACAGCGGCCGGAAACUACAGUGGCAGUCGACACUAGGACAUUGUGUUUUGAAAGCGGUGUUUCCGGGCGGAAGAAGAGAAUUACAAGUGUCGCUCUUCCAGACUUUGUGCCUCUUAUUGUUCAAUGAUGGAGAUAAUUUUACAUUUGAGGAAAUUAAGACGGCUACAGCUAUCGAGGAUGGGGAGCUGAGGAGGACGCUGCAGUCAUUAGCCUGCGGCAAGGCAAGGGUGCUGGUCAAGGAACCUAAAAGCAAAGAUAUCGAAGAUUCGGACAAGUUCAUCUAUAACGACACUUUCAAACACAAACUUUUCCGCAUCAAAAUCAAUCAGAUACAAAUGAAAGAAACGCAAGAAGAACAACAGAACACGACCGAGCGCGUGUUCCAGGACCGACAGUACCAAGUUGAUGCCGCCAUCGUCAGGAUCAUGAAAACGCGAAAGACGCUGAGUCAUAAUCUCCUAAUUACUGAACUCUACAACCAGCUCAAGUUCCCUGUCAAGCCGUCUGAUUUAAAGAAGAGGAUCGAGAGUCUGAUCGAUCGAGAUUACAUGCAACGAGAUAAGGAGACACCGAAUCAGUAUCAUUACGUUGCAUGAGGGUGGCUGAAUGUAGUCAUCACCGAGGUAGCACCCUGUUUUGACUCCCACUCUCACUUCAAUCUUGAGGCUAAAUUAUAACCGCCUGGUGAAUUCUUCAAUUGUUGAACGUUUGAUAUUGAGUCAUCACCUGUAUUUGCACAAGAAUAACACCAAUUGGACUUCGUGAUUUCUUUCCUUAUGACUGGUCCCACCAGGAAUUCAAAAAGUUCUUGUGCAUGUACAGGUAGUUUAUCAAUAUGAAAGUAGGUUUGUCUCUUCAAAUUGAAUUGAAGAUGUCACUAGACCAAAUUCCAGAGGACUAAUCAACUAUACUCUCAAGGUUAAAGUCGGAGUUGGAGUGGUAAAAGUUGUGCGAUCUCUCAAAUAACCUAUCACACGUGGCUCAUCUUUGGUGUUUCUUGCACAUUCCCGUUAGCUCAGGGCAGCAAUAAGCCUUUCUAGGACUGCUUAGGGAAUAUCACUGUAGUUGCCCAACCGGGAGGAACCAGGGAUGAUUUCUGGUCAUUUAUACGCUUCUUAUUGUGAGCUGUGAACUGGGUAAUUUUUGGUGUCCACGGGAAAUAACACCGCAUUGGUGGGUCUUUUGGAAUUGAAAAGAUGAUAGCACGGAUGAUAGCGGCCGUGAAGGAACUUAUACAAUAUGUGCUGGUGUUAUAUUCAUGGAAGUGUGCCGAUAAAAGAUGCAUAGGUUAAAAAGCUAAAAAAAACCCGAAAUUUAAAACAAAAAAUUGUCCUGACACAGUGUACCAUGAUACACGAAAUAAUGCAGUGAUGCUGUAAAUGAUUGCAGCAACGAAAUAAAGUCACGAUUUCCAGAUAAGAAAAAUUGAUAGCCAGACUGAAAAUCAGGGCCAGGGGUACUAUGUAACACCGAAAAAUCCCAGCUGCAGGGAAAGGCUGAAGUGCCGAGUGUCAUAUAAUGAAUCCGGUUGACUUGUUUGGCUCUGUCUGACCCUUGACAGAGAACUUUGUUUUAGAUUUACCAAAUCUUUGCACAUCCAAAGGGUGUAAAAACUUAUAAGUACGCCUGUGGAUUGAUUUGAUAUACACCUGUACAUUAGAGCUAGAGUCGUUCUUUCCUUUUCCUAAAUCUCGGAGAUUAAUUCUUCUCCAAAUCGCUUUAUAUGUCUGUGUUUGCCAGUUACAAAAUCCUAAUGUACAUGUACAUAGAAUACAGUCAGUGAAUUCACUUUUGAAGGUCAUCACGAAGCAUAUUUUUUCAAGUGAGUGGUGGAAAAAAUGUUUUCCGCACUUGCUGGUACAGGCCUAAAAUGACAUCUGCAGAGAAAGGGGUUAUUUAUAGCACUGUUGAAAUAUUCCAUACAUGCUCUAAAGUGAUAUGAGAAUCAUCUGAUGAUUAUGUAAAAUUAUGGAUUCCGGUUUUUCAGUAAGUUAUUGAUUCAGUUAUUAAUUUUAGUUCACCCCAUGUUAUACACGAUUUUA
Lineus longissimus is the source of this 3970-nucleotide messenger RNA. Its product is annotated as cullin-4A-like. The transcript is spliced from 19 exons. Gene Ontology annotation, molecular function: ubiquitin protein ligase binding. Bases 95 to 2524 code for a protein of 809 amino acids. NCBI's taxonomy places the organism in Eukaryota, Metazoa, Nemertea, Pilidiophora, Heteronemertea, Lineidae. Gene Ontology annotation, cellular component: Cul4-RING E3 ubiquitin ligase complex. Gene Ontology annotation, biological process: ubiquitin-dependent protein catabolic process; protein ubiquitination; DNA damage response. The record is from RefSeq and is a predicted model, not a curated record.